Messenger RNA from Aspergillus versicolor CBS 583.65, 930 nucleotides. Its product is annotated as RNA recognition motif domain-containing protein. The transcript is spliced from 4 exons. Lineage: Eukaryota; Fungi; Ascomycota; Eurotiomycetes; Eurotiales; Aspergillaceae. The coding region runs from base 1 to 930 and encodes 309 amino acids. Gene Ontology annotation, biological process: positive regulation of mRNA splicing, via spliceosome. The record is from RefSeq and is a predicted model, not a curated record. Gene Ontology annotation, cellular component: spliceosomal complex. Gene Ontology annotation, molecular function: RNA binding.
AUGUCUGCCGAAUACGAUAACGAGAGCGGCCGUUACGAUGAUGAGCCGCGUUUCGCUCGCGACCGCAGCGCCUCUCCCCGUGAUGAGCCCCGAGCUGACCGCGACCGCGCCCGCAGCCGUUCCCCCAACGGCCGCCUCGACGAGCGUGGCCCCAUUGACCCCCGCAAGCAACUUGACGACGAAGAGGGUGCUACCAACACCGGUUCCAACCUUUUCGUCACUGGUAUUCACCCGCGUCUGACCGAAUCCGACAUCUCGCGUCUUUUCGAGAAGUAUGGCGACGUUGAUAACUGCUCCAUCAUGGUUGACCCUCACACUAAGGAGUCCCGUGGCUUUGGCUUCGUCAACAUGGUGACUUCUGACCAAGCAGAUGCAGCCAAGGAGGGUUUGCAAGGUGAGGUUAUCGAAGGGCGCACUCUAAGCAUUGAAAAGGCUCGUCGUAGCCGCCCCAGAACUCCCACUCCUGGCAAAUACUUCGGACCCCCCAAGCGCGAAUUCGGUGGUGGUGGACGUCGGGGUGGCCGUGGCGACCGCUACGAUGACCGCCGUGGCGGCUAUGGUGGUAGCUGGCGCCGUGGUGGUGACGACUACCGCUACGGCCGCUACGACUCCUACAGUGACCGUCGCGACUACGGCGGCCGCGGUGAAUACCGUGACUAUGGACGCCGCGACUACCGUGACGACUACGCAGGCGGCCCUGGUGGCAGUGGUGGUGGAUACCGCGGUGGAGAUCGCUAUGCCUCCGGCGGCCGUGAAGAUCGGUACGGUCGUGAUGAACGUCGCGAUGAUCGUCGGGGUGACGAACGCCGUGGCUACUAUGACCGUGAUGCUAACCCUCCCAGUUAUGGCCAUGGUGCUCCCUCUCGCGACCCGUAUGCCGGCCGUUCUUACGAACCCCGUGGUGGCGACGAUCGGUACGCCGGAAGGUAG